Messenger RNA from Notodromas monacha, 1178 nucleotides. The record is from the annotation of a GenBank genome assembly. Lineage: Eukaryota; Metazoa; Arthropoda; Ostracoda; Podocopida; Cyprididae.
AGAAGAUCUGUGGUAUAUUUUUUAUCAAAAAAAAACUAAAGUACUGUACGCUCCCCACACAAAAUCACGCGCACUAGUGGUAGCUCAGGCUACCGAAGUUAGCAUUAACUCAUGCAACGCCGAUCUGAGUCAUGCAAUGGUUGAAGUGUUUUUACUUCGCGAUUCCGUGGCUGUUGUUCCCCUCGUUUGCAGAAGGACUUCAAGACGAAUAUGACUUGUCUGAUCCGGCUAUUUGUGAUAAAUACAAGUAUGUUGUUGACUUGUAUCAUGGGGCAAAAUCACAGACAGUGAUUCAAUUUGACGGAGAAAAGACACGCGCCAAAUUUACGAGCCAUGGUAUGCAUGAAUGCGCCCUGGAAAUCCGCGCUCCACAUGACCACCACAUUGGAGUCGUCUUCAUGGACUUGAAUCUUCGUCGCACAAACGAGGGUUGUUUGGACUCAGUUACGUUGGUCAAAGACAAUCCUCUUAUUUUCGAUGAGGUCAGGGAUCUGUUCUCGGAUGGCACUGGGAAGAUUUGUGGAAAUUUGACUCAUCCCCGGAAUCUUGACGUGAAAAGUCUUCCUGAAAGAUCUGAUGAGGCCGUGGGUAAUGCGUACAUUUCCGGGACAAGAAUGGACGUGAAGUUUCGCCUUGACGUGUCGGAUCCAUAUUGGAAAAAUUCUCGGGUCCGUUUUGUUGUUACUGCGUACUACAAGUCGUCUUCUUGUCAGCCACAGUUCUUCAAUUGCGGAAACAAGGUUUGUGUAUCAAAGGUGCUGGUUUGCAAUGGAUUUCCAAAUUGUGGAUUCCGCGACUCGAUUCCUGGAAGUGACGAAAGCAACUGUACAAAUGAUGAUUUUGCGAAUGCGAAGCUGAAUUCGAAAGGAUUGAACAGCCCGAGGGCGGCUGUCUGGGUGGGCAUUACAGCAGGACUGAUGGUUUGCAUUUCCGUGGGCAUUCUUCUCCGAGUAUGGCGGCAGAGGAGAGCUAAUCGUGCCGCCAUGGCGCAACUGAACGAGGCUGCACGAGGACAACUUCCAGUGAUAUUCUACGACGUUGCGGAGGAUCGCAUUGAGUACCAAGAAGAGCAAGAGGCGGAAGUGGCCGCCAAAAACGCUGUCCCUCCGCCCAGCUACGAUUCCUUGUUUGAUGAGGAACAUCCGCCUCCAGCGUACCAUGACCAUGUUCAACAAUGA